Messenger RNA from Coccidioides immitis RS, 1350 nucleotides. RefSeq lists its product as uncharacterized. Gene Ontology annotation, biological process: autophagosome assembly; autophagy. NCBI's taxonomy places the organism in Eukaryota, Fungi, Ascomycota, Eurotiomycetes, Onygenales, Onygenaceae. The transcript has 3 exons. Gene Ontology annotation, cellular component: phagophore assembly site. Bases 1 to 597 code for a protein of 198 amino acids. The record is from RefSeq and is a predicted model, not a curated record.
AUGGACCCGCGAAAACCCCCGGAACACGUAAUCGACGUGUUCGCCGACCCCGCGUCUGUGAAAGAUGUCCUCAAAGGCAUCCUCCACACCAUCUUCUUCCACCGAUAUUUUCCCUGCGUUCGCCCCGACACCUUCGACGUUCUAGACUUAACCCUCCCCGCUGUCGACGACGUGGAAGUCGAAACCCUAAUCGAUUCUCGCAUAAACACCCUUAUUCGGCAACAUCUUUCCCCCGCCUCGAACUCUCCCAACGGUGGUGUCCGCGGGCGCAUAGCUGUGCAGUUCUUCGAAAAGAAGCGACGAAAAGGUGGACUCUGGUUCGGAGCGCUUGCUGGAAAGAAUGAAGAAGCAGUGUGCUGGGAGAUAUGGACCGUUGAUGUGACAAUCGCUACACCGAGAACCGAGUCAGAUCGGGCGAAGGUACGAAAAGCUAUGGAGAAAACGUUGCAGAAGGCCGCCUUCAAAAUUCUUGCCAUUGCCAAUCAAAGCAAGGACCAUAUCCCGCCCAUUACGACAAGUGACGCGAAUCCAUUUCCAUUCCAAAUCAUUUUAAAUCCCAAAUUGGACAAUUGGGGCAACAAACUUGGGUUUUAUUGACUGAUACCCCUUUUUGUUGUUUGCUGUGAUGUUUGGCAUUUGAGACAAAUACAUGCCCACGACUGUACAUGAGCCACGCUCAACUGAAAACCGAAAUAGGGAAAGAAUUUCCACCCUGAGCUACGCUAUCAUCCAGAGACGCAGAUAAUGUCCUAUCGAUUUGCACGAUAAACAAGAAACCCGACAACAAAAAAAAAAAAACAGGAAUGAUACAAAACAACCGAACCAGCCUCAACAGCCGCCCCUUCUAAUACAAAUCCCGUCAAGGUUCGAGGCACUCAACCCCAUCGAACACUUGUAUAUAAGCAGCUACUGCGUUCCCUCGAUCUCUCUCAUAAAGUUGUGCGUCUCCACGGCGCUGAUCGAGCAUUUGGACCUCUUAAGAACGGAGGAAUCUUAGGACAAGCCAAAAUUGGUUUUUUGCGGGCUUCAACGUCCUCAAUCACUGAUUCCUACCAUCUACCAAGAGGCUCUUAGGUAGAGUGCUCCUUGGUGGCCUUAUCGGCUUGCGAACGCAAGUUGGAGGAGGUGGAGCCGCUCUGGAAGUAGCGGGAGAACACCGGCUGAAUGAAGGAUCCGAAAACGAUUUGGGCACCGCUAUUACAGUGAUCAGAGAAUAGGUCUAUUCCAAAGGCAUGGGGCCAUAUGCUUACUGAGUCUGUGGAAGGGCCAUCCACAAAAUAAGCACAAACUUGAAAAGGUAGUAGAAGGCUAGGUAUCUGUUAGCACCAAUUUCAAAAUGAUACUUUGGCA